Messenger RNA from Myxocyprinus asiaticus (Chinese sucker), 6103 nucleotides. RefSeq lists its product as uncharacterized. The coding region runs from base 3006 to 4616 and encodes 536 amino acids. The transcript is spliced from 7 exons. The record is from RefSeq and is a predicted model, not a curated record. Gene Ontology annotation, biological process: cell surface receptor signaling pathway. Lineage: Eukaryota; Metazoa; Chordata; Actinopteri; Cypriniformes; Catostomidae. Gene Ontology annotation, molecular function: transmembrane signaling receptor activity.
CUGGAGACAUGGAUUUAACCACUGGAGUCGUAUGGAUUUGGCUCGUAUCUUUGUAACGCUUUGACGAAUCAAUUCUUUUGAUUACUUUUUGUCAAAAGGGUCCAUAGUAGACAAACAUCAAUUUGUGCAAAUUGGACAUACGGCCUAGGAGGAGUUCGAAAAAGUAGUUUUUUUUUUAUUAUGCAAAUUAGCGCAAAAAUUCAACAAAAAGGCCAAAUGUUACGAAACUUGAUACACCUAGACAACAGGACAUUCUGAGGAUGCACGCAAAGUCGCGAAAAACUUUGCCUAUAGGGGGCGCUAAAACUAAAAAAAACGCUCAACUCUGCAACCGUAUGAUCAAUGAAGUUGAAAAUUGGUAUGCAUCUUGUAGGGGCCAAAGGCUAACAUGACCUACAAUAUCAGUCGGACAAAUAAAAAAAAAAAAAAAAAAAUCGCGGCUAGCCUUCCCUCUCCUUUGACCUUUUUGUUUUUGUGGCUGCUGAACUGUGGUUUUGUAUAUGUGAUGUGCAGUACCAGCCUUGUGACUUGUAUUUUGAGACUGCUGAAACUGUUUAAAUGCAGUGACUGAAUGUUUUUAAUUUUUGUAUGCUUCAAUAAAGUGAUCCUCUCUGCAUACUCUCUUGCCCACGUCUCUGUGCUCACCCUACCUUUGGCUAACGAACCUGUGUGCCCCACUGUUAUUUCCCGGUGUACUCCGGGUGGCAUAGUCGACUAUAGAGUGUCAGUCAUAGGGUUCUCAUUCGUUCCCUUUAUUUCUUUUCCUUUGUUUUCUUCCUUGUACCUGACCGCCCCGCCACACUUUGGCGCAGGGAGCAGGAUUGCCAUAUUCUGGGUGAGUUUGUUUUUGUAAGGUUGUUUCUUUUGAGACCCCACUGUGUUUUGGGAAGAGACGUGGAGAGUAUUGAGAGGGUACUUUGUUUUAUUAUACGUUUGGUGUUGUAAUUGCUUUUCUUUUUAAAGGCAAGGCAGCAGCAUAUGUCAGUUGUAAGUCUUUCUCUUUUGGUGUUUCCCUCUACAAGUGGUAAGUACAAACAGGGGCACUAGCUAUGGAGGGGAGUUGCAAGAGUUAAGAUUUAGUAGCACAGUUAAAGGCUGACAAUGAGACAUUGCGUCAAGAACGUGUAUCAGCAUUGUCUGUGUUAAAUGAUGCCCCUUCCAGUGUUGCAGAGGCUCCUGUUACUGUGCCCACGGGUACUGGUGCCACCCACCCUGACAGGUUUGUACCUCGUGAUCGGCGACAUCCAUACAGGGCUGUUAUUUCCUGGUGUACUCCGGGUGGUGUAGUUGUCUACAGAGUGUCAUUCAUAGGGUUCUCAUUUGUUCCCUUAUUUUCCUUUGGUCCCUUUUGUUUUGUUCCUUGUAGUUGCCCUGUACCUGAUCGCCCUGCCACACAACAUUAAAGUGUCUGUAUACGUAAGUCAGACAUAUGAGGUAUCCUAAGAAAGCUUAGAAUCUGAACUUUUCAGAGAUAACCAUCACUUCUGCAUUUGUGUUUCUUAAAAUAAAAGGCCUCAAAACAUUCGUGUUGAAAAUUAGCACCGCCCAGAUGUAAUGGGGUAGAAAUAUUCAUAUUAAAAGUCCUUCACUUAGCAUCUAAAUGGAGAAGUCAUAUAUCAAAUGGAGAAGUCAUAUAUCAAAUGAAAGCUCUCAUUUUCAGGAAUGCGAGUGUAUAGUUGAUUGUGUUGCCCUAAUAACACAGUUAGAAAGAUUUUCAAAAGAAUCAAAAAGUGAAAUAUGAUUUCUGUAAGUCAUCAAAUACAAAUGUCUCUUAUGCUCCAGUAACUGCUGCUGUAAGCCCCAAGUAGCUAAAACCUUUAUCUGCUUUUACUUUAGGAAGUUCUCUAAAAAUAAAUGAGCCAUUUUUUUUUGCUUGUGAGCUUGCUUGGCUGAAUAGUCCAAUGUUAUAUCUUAGAUGUCCAGAACAAAAUGUACCAUCCAGAAAGAAAAGUAUGCAAAACAAUUAAUCAAAAUAUGUACUGAUGAUAAAAUCAUCAGAGGGGAGGAUCUCAGCUUUCUAAUGACGCCUAGAUUGAGCUUCUAGUCCACUCAGAGGCCGAGAUAUUCAAUGAAACAAUGAGGGUGGUGCUUGAACUGAAAAUUUGACUGAAUGUCUAUGGACGAGCACGUCUGUGAGGGCUAAAAUGUGUUAGAGCGCCACCUACAUUUCAGAUGUCUUCCAAGUGGAAUAAAAUGAGACUUUUCAAAGUGAGGUAGAAUGAACAGAACCAGAAUUACAUGUUUACAAAGUUAGUACAAAAUGUUUUUUUUUUUUAUUCUGUUUAUCAUAAGAUUAUAAACAUAUACAAUAUUCUUUAUGAAUAAUUGGAGUCUUUUACUUGGGGGGGGUUCUCUGAAAAAUGGGACCACUUUUUUGCAAUUAGUCCACAGUACAUGUGAACGGUGAGCUUUUAAAUUUAAGUGUAAAUAAAUUGUCGAUUAGCAGCCCAAAAAUGCACCAGAGUUUAGUUUGAUCAUAGUUUAUAAUUUAAUGCAAUGAAAUGCAAAAUAUUGCAUUUUAAAUCUAGUCACAGUGAUGCAUAAAAAUAUGGUUGUGUUUAGAUGAACUGUGGUAAAAAUUAAAUGCAAUUAAUAAAUGUUACAACUGUAAGAAAAUAAAUUGAUCAUGCAGCUCUCUGUUUUUAUUUUGGGUUUGCUUUAAGCCUUCGAGGUGUUUUUUUGAUAAGCAAGAUUACUGACCAGCUGUGUGACCAUAACUUCUCACAUUCUGUAAAUGGUAAAGCCUGAUAACAACUAAAUUGCACCCUGAGUGCACCACAGCACACAUGAAAACACACCAUGAACUGUUAAGACACACUGCAGACUCAUGGUGACUGUUGGGUGUGGCAACGUCUGCUAAUAAAAGACAAAUAAAUGCAACAAACACAUGCAUAUUCUGCUGACAAAACUACCGUCUCAUCACUUCUCCAAUCCCAUACAUGGUGUGUCUCCCUCUCAGACAGUCUUGUUUCUCUCUAUGACAGAUAGGCUACUCUCUUCUAUUGAUGGAGAUGAGGGUUUCUCUGGUCAUUCUGUCAGUUUUGUUGGCUUUCAUAAGGGAAGAUGAGGGACAAAAAACAAGAGUUUCUCAUUUCCCAAAUUUCCCAGAGGUGUAUGUUGGAGAUGAUCUUUCUCUGAAAUGUAAUGGCAAAGGCGAGUCAAUAAAAUGGUACAUCAAUGAUAAACUUCACUCACAUAAAGAUUCCUCAAUGCUUUUGACUGCAUUAACACCAGAAAAUAAUGGAAAGUAUAGCUGUGAGCGGAGUGGACAGAAUGAUUCAUACUUUUUAACAGUACUGGAAUUGGAGCCCUAUGCCCAGCUCUCUUUAUCUACAGGAGGCGCAGUGAUCGCUAAAGGUGAUGGGAGACAUCUGAUACUUCAGGUGGAUGAUGAUCUGCAAGGGUGGACGUGUUUUGCAUCGAGGUUUGGGGGUUCUGGCUCCAAGCUAGGCAUCAAUCCCGACAAAGGAACGAAGAGAGCUUUUGUUUUCGCAGAAUUAAAGGAGGCAUAUAGAGCGUCCUUCUGGUGCCUGAAUCGGAAAACCAGACAUCGAAGCAAUGCAGUCACGCUGAAAAUGACAGAGAAAAGGGUGAUGUUGGAGCCUUCAGCCGAACCUGUGAUGCAAGGGGAAGGUGUCGCUCUCAGGUGUGUAGUGUGGGGUGGAGCGAAAGUCGAACAGGCCAUGUUCUACAGGAAUCAAGCAAAAAUCCAGUUAAUCAAGGAUGACACAUACACCAUCACCAAUGCCACACAACACAUUAAUGGCCAGUACAGCUGUCACGCCACAUACAGGUACAGCCACAUCAGUCCACAAGCCGCACUGCAGGAAGGCGAUUCUGACCCACAGGAGUUGAAAGUUAUAGAUGGCCCUUUCACUACUUCAGUGGUCCUGACAUCCCAUAAUAAUCUGCAGUGUUUGUGCCAUCAGUGUUAUUCCAGCUGCACAUCAUACCGCUGGUAUCACACACCAUCUGAUAACUCAAAUAUACACACAAAACUAUCUGAAAUCGGCCAGAACCUUAAUGCAAUGGAAGACGGAUUGUACAGGUGUCGAGCCGACUGCAUCAAAGGGUUUUCACGUUACAGCAAGGCUUACAACCACCAAGUAAAACCAGCAUCAGAGGGUGGAGGCAAGACCAUCAUUGUGCUAACGGUGUUCCUGAUUAUUAUUGGGCUGUUAAUCAUGCUGGUCGUGCUGAAAUGCAGAAAACGUGGAGGAAGUGGUAUACGGGCAGUCGGAGAGGGUAAAGACAAGCAGCCUGGUGGAGAUUAUGAACAGAUAAAUCUUAAAGAACAGGCAGUUUACCACACCCUGGGUGAUGCCAUGGAUCAGGACAAGGGUGAGGGGGGCUACGAGCCCCUAAAAAAGAGUCAGGAGGAGGCAGUGUACCACACAGUGGCACAGGGUCAAGAUCAGGGUGGGUAUGAGGCUCUUAAAAAUGUCAAAGCCGAGGUGUACAACACACUGGGACCCAGUGAGGGUCAAAGUCAGGGUCAAGGUGAGGGUAAACAAAAACCAGCCAAUUACGAGGAUGUGAAAGUGGAGGAAAAUCCAUAUGAAGAUCUUAAAGGCGAGAAACAGGAGAAGACCAAAACGACUAAAGAGGCCGAGUAAAUACCAGUGUAUACUUUGUUUUUCUGCGUGCUGUGCUAUCUCACAGCAGGUCAACACUCAAUGUGCUCUUUUGACACGAUCGACAGUCUUGUUAAUCCUAGUUUUUCUAGACGGACAGCCCGCGUUUGAAGAGAUUUGCUUCACACACUCUCUGUGAAAUGUACCGGCACGCAGAAAACCGAAGUAUACUUUGGCCUUGAGACAGGAAACCUGUUGAGAGUGCGAGGAUAAAUAUUAGAGGAACUAAACAAUUGCAGCAACAUUAAAAAUCUUAAUUGACCACAUUAUAAUAAAUGUUCUUGGAUUGUGAACAAUUCAUCAGUUCAAAAUUAGUACCAUUAAAAGUAGUGUAAACAAACUAAACAAUUUAAAAAAUUUAAUAAUAACAUUUUUAUAUUUUCCAAAAUGUUAUAUAAUUGUACAAUCCAACAGUAAAUACAGUAAAAAAUAAAUAAAUAAUUUAUUUGACAUACACCACAGGGAUUUACACAGCAAAGAAAAUGUUGACAAUUAUUCAGUGCUAAUUCUGAUAAUUUAUCUUUAUUAUAAGGACUCUCCAUAGACAUAAUGAUUUUUAUACUGUAUGAACUAUAGAUUAUAUCCCCUAACCCUACCCCUAAACCUAACCCUCACUGCAUUUUUACAUUUUCAAUAAAACAUCGUUUAGUAUGUUUUUUUUAAGGGAUUUGAAUUAUGGGAACACGAGAAAUGUCCUCACAAACCACAUUUAUAGCAUAAUACCCUUGUAAUUACCAGUUUAUAACCUAAAAAAAAAAUGUCCUUGUAAACCACUUAAACCUACCCACACACUCGCACACACACUCUCACACACACUCGCACACACACACAGACAGACAGGCACACACACACACACUUACACACUCUCUCACACACACACUCACACACAGACAGACACACACACACACACACACACUUGCACACAGACAGACAGACACACAUACACACACACACACACACUCACACACUCUCACACACACUCUCUCACACACACUCGCACACACACACUUACACACUCUCACACACACACUCACACACAGACAGACACACACACACACACACAAACACACACACACUUGCACACAGACAGACAGACACACAUACACUCUCUCACACACACUCUCUCACACACUCUCUCACACACUCUCACACUCACUCACACGCACACACACACACUCGCACACACACACACACACACACACACACUCACACACUCUCUCACACACACUCACUCACACACACACACUCACACACUCUCACACACACACACUCACACACAGACAGACACACACACACACACACACACACACACACACACUUGCACACAGACAGACAGACAGACACACAUACACUCACACACACUCUCUCACACACUCACACACUCACUCACACGCACACACACACACUCGCACACACACACUCACACACACACACACACACAACCACACAGACAGACAGGCACACACACA